Lactuca saligna is the source of this 1526-nucleotide messenger RNA. NCBI's taxonomy places the organism in Eukaryota, Viridiplantae, Streptophyta, Magnoliopsida, Asterales, Asteraceae. The record is from the annotation of a GenBank genome assembly.
AAACCCAAAAAUUUCGAAUUCCAAGCCAAAAGUAGUAGUGAUAAUGGGAGCAACAGGUUCUGGAAAAUCUCGUCUCGCCAUUGACCUAGCUUCACAAUUCCCUAUCGAAAUCAUUAACGCCGAUUCCAUGCAGGUGUACGAAGGAUUGGAUGUUCUCACUAAUAAAGUUCCACUUCACGAUCAGAAAGGAGUGCCACACCAUCUCUUGGGUACAAUCAGCCCUACGGUCGAGUUCACUGCAAAGGAUUUUAGGGAUUCUGCAAUUUCCCUUAUCAACGACAUAACAUCCAGGAAUCAUUUGCCAGUCAUUGUUGGAGGCACAAAUUACUAUAUUCAGGCACUUGUGAGUCGAUUUCUUUUAGAUGAUUCACCUGUGGAUACUGAUGAACUCAGCUUAGAUGAAACAUAUGGAGAUAAACAACAACCUAAUGAACUUAUGCAAGAACAAGAGAAUUUUAGUUAUAGUUAUGAUAAUCUUAAAGAUCUUGAUCCAGUUGCAGCAAAUAGAAUCCAUCCAAAUGACCAAAGAAAGAUUAAUCAGUACCUUCAUAUAUACGCUUCCUCUGGUGUUCUUCCUAGCAAAUAUCUUCAGGAAAAGACUAUGGAGAACUGGGGAAAUGCAGAUAAUUUGAGAUACAAUUGUUGUUUUAUAUGUGUGGAUGCUUCUCUCCAUGUUAUAGACAAAUAUGUGGACAAAAGGGUAGAUCAAAUGAUCGAUUCAGGUUUACUUCUAGAAGUUUAUGACAUUUUUAACCCUGAUGCUGAUUACACUCGAGGCUUACGCCAAGCAAUCGGUGUCAGGGAGUUUGAGGUCUUUUUAAAAACUUAUCUCUCCAAAGGGCAAAAUGGUAAUUUUGAGAGUCCCAUUGACAAGUCAAAAUUAAACAUGAAUGAAAUCUUGAGUACCCCUGGUGAGAAAGAGCUUCUUCAAGAUGCAAUUGAUAAAGUCAAAUUAAAUACCAGAAGACUUGUUCGAAGACAGAAAAGAAGGCUUAUUCGGCUCCAGACAUUGUUUGGGUGGAACAUACAUUAUGUCGAUGCAACAGAAUGUCUUUCAUGUUUUACAGAAGAGUCAUGGACUACAAAUGUGGUUGGGCCUUCAAUCCAGAUAAUAAAAUCUUGUUUUGAAAAAGAUAUAAAUUUGGUCCCUAAUUUUGAUGCAACAAAUGGUAUUAAAGGAUUAAAAUUAAAUGAAAGAGAUUUAUGGACACAACACAUAUGCAAGGCAUGUGGGAAUAAGGUGCUUAGAGGGGGAUAUGAGUGGGAACAACAUAAACAAGGCCGGAAUCAUCGGAAAAGAGUAUGCCGGCUUAGGAAGUCCGGAAUCACUGCCUUGGAUGAGUAACGGAAUCGCUGAUUCCGGUUUUUAUUUUUGGAAAUGUGAAACUAUGGUUAUGUUUAAAGACUUUAAGUGAAGUCAACUAGUUAACACAUUGUUCUAUGUGAAGUAUCAAAAUAUAUCUAUAAAGUUAUAAACUUAUCAUUAUUGUAAUUAACUAAUUAUAUUACUGUUUUUAACAUAGUAG